Messenger RNA from Rhinopithecus roxellana (golden snub-nosed monkey), 1519 nucleotides. RefSeq names its product Rab geranylgeranyltransferase subunit beta (gene RABGGTB). The record is from RefSeq and is a predicted model, not a curated record. Gene Ontology annotation, molecular function: Rab geranylgeranyltransferase activity. NCBI's taxonomy places the organism in Eukaryota, Metazoa, Chordata, Mammalia, Primates, Cercopithecidae. Gene Ontology annotation, biological process: protein geranylgeranylation. The transcript has 9 exons. The coding region runs from base 87 to 1082 and encodes 331 amino acids. Gene Ontology annotation, cellular component: Rab-protein geranylgeranyltransferase complex.
GGGGGCCUGAGUGGCGCAUCUGCGCAGGCGCCGGGCUCCUAAGUAUACCCAGGAACUGACCCUGAUCUCUCUUUUCGCGGUUAGACAUGGGCACUCCACAGAAGGAUGUUAUUAUCAAGUCAGAUGCACCAGACACCCUAUUAUUGGAGAAACAUGCAGAUUAUAUCGCAUCCUAUGGCUCAAAGAAAGAUGAUUAUGAAUACUGUAUGUCUGAGUAUUUAAGAAUGAGUGGCAUCUAUUGGGGUCUGACAGUAAUGGAUCUCAUGGGACAACUUCAUCGCAUGAAUAGAGAAGAGAUUCUGGCAUUUAUUAAGUCUUGCCAACAUGAAUGUGGUGGAAUAAGUGCUAGUAUCGGACAUGAUCCUCAUCUUUUAUACACUCUUAGUGCUGUCCAGAUUCUUACACUGUAUGACAGUAUUAAUGUUAUCGACGUAAAUAAAGUUGUGGAAUAUGUUAAAGGUCUACAGAAAGAAGAUGGUUCUUUUGCUGGAGAUAUUUGGGGAGAAAUUGAUACAAGAUUCUCUUUUUGUGCGGUGGCAACCUUGGCUUUGUUGGGGAAGCUUGAUGCUAUUAAUGUGGAAAAGGCAAUUGAAUUUGUUUUAUCCUGUAUGAACUUUGACGGUGGAUUUGGUUGCAGACCAGGUUCUGAAUCCCAUGCUGGGCAGAUCUAUUGUUGCACAGGAUUUCUGGCUAUUACAAGUCAGUUGCAUCAAGUAAAUUCUGAUUUACUUGGCUGGUGGCUUUGUGAACGACAGUUACCUUCAGGCGGGCUCAAUGGAAGGCCAGAGAAGUUACCAGAUGUAUGCUAUUCAUGGUGGGUCCUGGCUUCCCUAAAGAUAAUUGGAAGACUUCAUUGGAUUGAUAGAGAGAAACUGCGUAAUUUCAUUUUAGCAUGUCAAGAUGAAGAAACGGGGGGAUUUGCAGACAGGCCAGGAGAUAUGGUGGAUCCUUUUCAUACCUUAUUUGGAAUUGCUGGAUUGUCACUUUUGGGAGAAGAACAGAUUAAACCUGUUAAUCCUGUCUUUUGCAUGCCUGAAGAAGUGCUUCAGAGAGUGAAUGUUCAGCCUGAGCUAGUGAGCUAGAUUCAUUAAAGUGAAAGCUGCAUAGUAUAGUUUUGCCAUUUUAACAUUUCUGUAUUUGAAGUGCUUAUUAAAUCUAAAAAUGACUACUGUUAAUAUUUUGUACAUUGUGUUAAAUUAAUUUUAAUAAAUUAUAUAAUUAUACAUAUUGUAAAAUAAAGACCUGUAUUUUAUUUUCUGCUUUUUAUUCUGAAGUCCUGUUAUUCUGACUACAGUUUUUUGUAUAUACUUUUGUGUCUGUUAUUUAUGUUCAGUAACUGAGCUAACGUAGAAGAACUCUAGAUUUCUACUUGAUUUUUCCCCCAUGUAUACCUUCCAUGUGUUCAAUAGCAAGUUGAUGUAAAAUGAUUUGUCAACAAGAAUGUUAACUGAUGAAAGUGGAUAGAACCCAUACAUGAAUUAAAUGAUGCACAAAAUAAAUGGCUGUUGAAAUUUGGAAA